AUGCGAUCGUCACUCGUUUCUGCGGGCCACGGCCUUGCCUUGCUUUCUGUGUUGAACUUUGCCAAUGCUGGUCUUAUGAAAAAGCGCCAAACGGGACAGACUUGUUACACAGACGAUGCAUACAUGCAGAUCUUUUCCUACGAGCCAAAUCAGCCUGCAGUGAACACCUUGUGUGCCAGUCUCCUUGGGGUACCAAUUCCGACACAGGUUGUUGCCAUCGUCAAUACGACCACAACGAUUUUCAAUGCGCCGACUAGGACAAUCACCAUCACUUCGCCCGUCUAUGUGUCAGCGAGCACGGAAACCGUGACGACCACAGAGUUUGACAAUGCCGUCCCGGCAAAGCAUCGCCGCGGCAUACAGGCGCGCCAAGCAAUGACCACGACCCUACCACCACCAAAGUUCGAUGCGAAUCUGCCUCUAACUAGUGCUUGUUCCUGCCGCUCGAUCUACCCUGGUCUCUCAUUGAACCCCAUAGAUGUCAUUGCGACCAAUGUUAACACAAAAACGGUAGACGGCUUCACCACGGCCAAUAUCAACAACACGAUCACGCAAUCGGGCACGACGACUGUGACCGUGACUGAACACCAGAACAUGACUCUUACAACCGUGGACACGGCAACGACCUCGACCGCCUCUGCCACACUGACCACGGAAAUUACAACGUCCGCGACCACAACCACGGAGUCUGAAACGACGACGUCCUCAUCCACUUCUGAAUCUACAUCCACAGUGUCAGCAACAUCAAGCACAACCUCGUCGAGUUCUGAGUCAGAGGUCACCACAACAAGCAGUUCCUCAGGUGUCUCGGUCGAGCCAGAAAGUACCAGCACUAGCACAUCCAGCUACACAGAUAUCUCAACGACAGAGGCUACAUCUACGUCGGCCACUUCCACAGCCACUCCAUCAGCUUGUCCGGGUAAGGACGGCACAGUGUACAGCCAAAAUCCUGACGACUGCACCGAGUACGAGUAUGUCUGCGGUCGCUCGUAUGAGGAAGAUUCUUUCAUCGCUUCGUUUAAUUGGGAUACCCCAGAAUUAUGCAGCGAUGCUUGUGACGAAAGCACCUUGCCUUGCGUUGGUGUCGUCUUCUUCGCAGAUGUUGAGAAAGCGAGCUGCCGCCUCUUGAAAUCGCUUGACGGUCCGAUUGACGACCCUGCGGCUGUUGCCCUCCUCAAACGUCCGAGCACAGACGGGUCUUGCGGUUCAACCACCUCGUCGACGGUAUCCGCAACCAGCACCACCUCCGGCGGGUAUGAAUGGGGAGGAUAUAAUUGGAAUACAUCAAGCACUACUUCAUCGUCUUCUCAGCCGCUUGAGGAUACUUCAGCGACAACGAUGACGACCACGUCGACGGAGAGCACCACCGAGACCUCCUCGACCUGGACGUACACGACUACCACGCCUGCCCCUGUGACGGAUACUAGCACGACUCCCAUAUAUCCAAAUACCACGAGCAGCACGUCUACUUACACUGUGAGCAUUUGGUCCGACUUCAACUUCACAGUAACCACUUCCGCAUACCCCACUACGACCUCGUCGUUCGAAGUCAAUGUGACCUCCACGGAAACGCCCUCCUACAACACCACAAUGACCACAUCCGAGUACACCACAACCACACCCGAAGUAACCACUACACCCAGCUACAACAGUAGCACGACUAUCCCGAGCUAUAAUACUACCACGACCACUGACUACAACACAACCACUACGACAUUCUCAGGCUACAACACGACCACCACAUCGAGCUACGCCACCUAUACUACAUCAAACAUGGAAAACGUGACCAGCACAACCACGGGUUACAACACAACUACCACUUCAUUCCCCGGCUACAACACAACCACCACAUCAAGCUACCCAACUUAUACUACAUCCAACAUGGAAAACGUGACCAGCACAAGCACCACCUCGUACAACACGACCACGACCCCGUACACAUACAACAUGACCUCAACAACCUCUGCCACCACUUGUCCGCCAGCUAACACGGUCACGGUCCCAACUUACAUCACGGACAUCAUGACCAUCACGUCCAACAUGACUGAGACAAUCACCAAGACCGUCACUGUGACUCCGACCCCGAAGAUGGAGAUGAAACCGAAAUGGCGCGCAUGGCGUGGAGCAUGA
Messenger RNA from Cyphellophora attinorum, 2130 nucleotides. RefSeq lists its product as uncharacterized. Bases 1 to 2130 code for a protein of 709 amino acids. The transcript is spliced from 4 exons. Lineage: Eukaryota; Fungi; Ascomycota; Eurotiomycetes; Chaetothyriales; Cyphellophoraceae. The record is from RefSeq and is a predicted model, not a curated record.